CUACUACUGACAACAGAAAUAAUAAUAGUAAUAUGAAAAGUUUCAAUACUAAUCUCCAUCAGUUUUAUCAUGAUAUUCUUAAUUCAAAAGCAUUUAUUUAUUCAUUAUUAAAUGAUUCUAAAAUGGAAAUUGAAAUAUGGACAAAAUUAAUUCAUUAUAAUCCGACAUAUGAAUUAGCUUAUGAGAAAAGAGCUAAUCUUUAUCUCAAGUUAAAAAUGUAUCAUCAGGCAAAUAGUGAUUUUAUGAAAAUCCUCUGUAUAAAUCCCAAGUCAGUCUAUGCUCAAUUUCAAUGUGGUUUAUAUAAAUUUCACUCGAAGGAUUGGAGAACAGCAAUCUCUUAUUUUAAAAUGGUUCUUGUUAAUAAUCCAUCAUAUUUUGAAGCAAGAUAUUAUUUGGCUAGAUGUUUAUUAAAAUUAUCUAAUUAUAAUACAGCUUUAGCUGAAUUAACAACUUGUCUUUACUUUCAACCAUUGUAUUAUAAAGCUUUAUAUAUACGUGGUUGUCUACUGACUAAAACAUGUCCAUUACAAUCAUUACGUGAUUUAACAUUGUGUAUAUAUGUUGGUAACCAAAAAUAUCAAACUAUGGCUUUUAUCCAACGUGGAUUAAUGUUUAAUCAAUUAAAAAGGUAUAAAAUGGCAGUACAUGAUUUUCAAGCAGCUUUGAAUAAUGGAUCCCCUCAAUCAGCUGAUAUCUACCGUCUAUUAGGAUUAACCUAUAUACAAUUGAAUCUAACAACUAGAGCUAUUCAAGCGUAUACAAAUGGAAUAAAUAAAGAAACAAUACCAGAUAUUAAAUUGUUAUUAUGUAGAGCAGAAGCUUAUUAUCAAUCAAAUCAAUUUAACAAGGCAAUAUUCGAUAUACAACGUGUGAUACAUUUAAGUCCUCAUUUAGCAACUACUUAUUUAUUACUUGCAAAUUAUUUAUAUAAAUUAAAAAAUGCUCAAUUGAUUCAACGUUCUAUUCAACAAUAUUUAAGUUUAGCCGAAGAAUGUGUAAUUCAUAAACAAGCUAAACAAACGGCAUUAGCAUAUUACUAUCUGAAGAAAUAUAAAGAAGCUGAGACCAUUCUAUUAGAAGAUACAAAGCAUCAGUUGGUAUUAAGUAAUAUAUUAUUACUUGGUCUCAUCAUGGAUAAACAACAAAAAACAAUGAAUUCUAUUGAAUUAUUAGUAAAUAGUUUAAAGAAAUUAAAUUGUAAAAAACUUGAGAAAAUAGAAAUCUAUAAUCAUCUUGGUCAAUAUUAUAUGAAAAUAGGAGAUUAUAUACCAGCUAUUCAAGCUUUUACAAGUUUCAUUCAUUAUGAUCCUCAUAGACCACAUGUUUACUUAUAUCGUGCUCAAUCUACAUGUCGAUUGAUAGCUAUACACCUUCAUAAAAGAACUAUCUUACCUAACGAUUUCAAUGAUAAUGUAUUAAAUGAUAUAAGUCAAGCAUUAGUUUUAAUCCAUUCUAAAACGUCUUCAGUAGAUCAAAUUCAUUUGAAUGGACCUAUGAAAUAUGUUAAUUUAAUUGAUCAAUGUUUAUUAACACGAAUUAUAUAUUUUGGUAUCAAUCAACGUUAUACAAAAGCUAUACUUAAUUGUAAUGAAGUUAUUCAUAGAAGAUCAGAAUGGACAAGAAUAUGGAUUUAUCGUGGUGUAUACAAAUAUUUAUUAAAAAAUAUGGAUUUUUGUGAAGCUGAUUUAAAUAUAGCCAUAGAAAAAGAUCAGAAAUCUUCUUUAGCUUAUUAUAAUCGUGGUUUAUGUCGUCAAACACACGAUAAAUGGAAUGAUGCAAUUGAAGAUUAUGAUCAAGCUAUUAAAUCUGGUACUUUAAAUGGAUCAGUUCAACUUUAUAGUUUAAUUAAUAGAUCAAUCAUAUAUAUAGAAAAAUGUCAAGAUUAUCAUAAAGCUAUAAAGGAUUUAUAUCAAGCUAAAACUAUUAUGGAUAAAUUGAUGAAUUCUACAAUUCAAAAUGAAACUAACUCAGAUUUGUUUAUUAAAUUAAUGUAUACAAUUGGUAUUUGUCAUCAAAGACUUGAAAUGUAUCCUGAAGCCGAACAGAUAUUGCAUAAUUUAACAAUUCAACAACCAAAUUUUUUAAAAGGAUAUAUUGCAUAUGCUAAUUGUUUAAUGGAUUAUGAAGGUUAUAAAAUCAAAAUGAAUGAAACGAAUUCCAUAAAUCUUUGGAAUCAAGCAUUGAAUGAAUAUGAAUUCGCUUUAAAAUUAGAUAAAUACAAUUUAGAAGCAAGUAUUGGUUUAUCAAUGUGUUUACAGUAUUAAGAAGAAUAAUCAUAAUUAUCAUAACAGUAAUGAUAACAAUAAUCAUCAUAAUAGUGCACGCAAAUCCAGGUCUCAUCUACUAUAAGUUAUAAGUUUGUUUGUUUGUUUGUUUAUUUUUGUUUACUAUUGGGGAAAUAAACACCCCCCUUAUGCAGAUUGAACAUAUAUAUAUAUGGAAUAGAUACACAUUGUAUAGAAUAU
Molecule: messenger RNA, 2465 nt
Organism: Schistosoma curassoni
Lineage: Eukaryota; Metazoa; Platyhelminthes; Trematoda; Strigeidida; Schistosomatidae
Source: the annotation of a GenBank genome assembly